UCAUCCGUACAUUCACGCGUUAGUAGACUCGAUAUUAUUCGCGUCUAUCCGUUCUUUCUAUUUGAUUCCGUUCUCACCAUUUAUCCGCCGUUUCUCGCACCUAUUUCUUCGUUCUAAUCUCUCAUUAAUACUUAUUCGUUCUAAUCUCUCGCUUUCUAUUUAUACAUACCGAAUAUUUCACAAUGCUAAUACCGGUUACUUCGGUAAUAUCGAUUAUCGUUUGUAGGAGUAACGAUAUUUAACGUUAUAUUUUACAUUUUAUAACGUUACCUUAAAUAAAAUAUUUUCUUAACGAAAAUUGAAAAUAACGUAAUGAUCGUUCGCGCGUUAUUAACAUCUAUCGAUAAAGGAAAGUGACUAGUUUCCCUGCAGUCGUGUUAGUAACGUUUUAUUAUGAAUGCAAAACAGAUUUGAAAUCGUGGAGAACAUUUUUACAAUACUUAACGAGGAGUCCAGAAACGUUCAAACUUUAUUUAGAAAAUUUUCAUUUCACGCAGAUGUUUUGCCACAAAUUGUUACUCUUGCGUGUCACACGUUAACAGCACUUAACAUUUACCACGAGCUCCAUUGAAUCUUGUUUCGAUCAAGUGUCCCUAUAUAUAUCUAUCUAUGUAUACGUUCUUUUCACUUUCAAAUCGAACUUCUUUCAAAAUGAAGCAUAGUUCGUGAAACGUCGUAUAAAUCGACGACUUCGCCACUAGAAGUUUAAUAAGAAGACAAUUUUAGUCUUAGAUAUCAAAGAUGUCUUACGUUAGCUAGCAGCCUGUUUACAAAACAACUCCUUCUUCGUCGCUAGAUCUAAUUCUCUCCAUUUACGCCAUCGUUCAAGGAUGUUGAAAAUCCUUCAGAAAAUUGUGAUUGUACCAGUCAUGUCACCAUCCACGAACAAAAAAAUACACGUUCGCUAGAUCGCGAGAAAAUAGAGCAGCAGAAAGUACAGUGUAAAAUAUUCCACCGUGGAAGAUCGUUCAAUUUUUUAUUACUUGGUGUCGUUGAUAAAUGCGAACUGUGCCAGUUCUCGACGCUGGAUUGUGUAGGAUCGACCGAAAAUCUUAGUACAAAAACCCAAUACAGUUAACCUUUCUCUCAGAUGUAUGGUCGAGAGUGAAAGCGUAAGCAUCGUUCGCGUUGCUCGGAAUUACAUUUUUCGUGCGUUUGGUCGCGAACGCGUUGCACCAGCAACACGUUAUCGAUCGUCGAGAUGUCAUCGCCGAUCCAGAUUUUCGUCAUAUUCAUCUCCUUGUUUUGUGCAUCAUCGAUAAGUGCAGACUUUGAGGACUAUUUCAAGAAUUGUCAUCCAAAUGUGCCAGGAUUCGAUGGAUGCAUACGAGAAGCGUUAAACGCGGUUCGACCUUACUUCAAAACUGGCCUUCCCCAAUACAAUGUAGUCACCUUUGAUCCACUUUUCGCCAAAGAAGUAUCAGCGUCACGCGGAAAUGCCAAAUUAGGCUUUACCUUAACGCUAAGGAACGUUACCGAGAGUGGAUGGACUAACAGUAAAGUGACGAAAUUCGUCAGUGACAUACCGAAUUACAAGAUAGUGUACACUCAGAGUUUCCCAGCAAAAUUCCUGUCAGGUUGGUAUGAGUUUAAAGGGACAGCACUAGGCUCCAGUAUAAACAAUAAGGGAAAAUUCACGUUGGAUCUUUAUGAUUACUUUCAAACGACCGUCGUUACCAGAAAACCAGGACAAAAGAUUCGAGUCGAUGUGGAUGUACAACAGAUCGGGGAUUUGAAGCUUCAUAUCACAAAUUUGCUAUCCGGUCAUAAAGUACUCGAGAAUAUUCUCGAUAAAAUAAUAAAUGGCUCGUGGCAGCCAGGAUUCGUGCUUACUAGACGUAUAAUCAACGAACUCGUUUCGAAAGGGUACACGGAGAUUUUUGACGGCUCUUUUCGUAAUUUUCCUUUCGACAAAAUCAUCAAACCGAGACCUACGAGAUAACUCUGCGAGGGUUGUGUCACGAUUCUUUGUUUAAUUCUUUUGUAAAAUGUAAUUUUCGAGAGAUAAAGACGAUUGUGAUAUCGAAGUUGUAACUUUUUAAUUUUGGCUCGUUUAAUACGAAGAAUAGAAAUUUAUCUAAGUAGCUUCCAAAUUAUUUUCUUUCUGUUCUAUAUGUGCUCUAUACUGUUCUAUGUGUUGGUAAAAAUAGUUCAUUAUGCAGUUUACGUUAUCUAGUUUUAUUUUAAAACUACUUCGCGAUUUAUGACGCAUUUGAACUUUAGAUCGAAAAAAUUAUAUUUUACACGAGACUUUCAUAAAGAAUCAUACGUGUUUACAGAUUUCGAUAUAAUUUUAUCGAAGAAGCUGGUGAAUACUUUUGGGCAUCACUUGGUACUUCGUAUUUUUGGAUAUUUUGUAUUUUUGGUCGACACUUUGGUAUUUGCCAGAAAUAUUUCUUUAUCGUUUGAUUUUAUUUUAUACACGUUUUGUAAGAAGUAGGAAAGGGGGAAAAUGAUAAAACAUAAGUGAAAAAGAAGGAUACGAAUCUCAUGUGUGAGGCAAAAGAAAGAUAAUUACAAAUCAGCUAGAUUCUUUUUAAUUCGGAGAAUAUCGAUUACUUAUACAAGUGAGAUCGAUAAGAAGAGAUGUGUUUAUUAUGUAAAAAGCGAGAUUCUAAUUAGAAGACUGCAAAUUCUCUAAACUAAACGUGGAUUUUUUCAUUUUCUUGAAGAAAGUCUUCAUACAAAAUGAAUCACGAAUGACAUACUUAUACGUUCCGAUAAAAAACCAGGAUACGGAAAUUAUAGGUUUCCGUAAACGUUUGAUACGUAGAAAAUAGCGAUUUUAAGAGAAGUAGAAAGGGCUGAUUGAAUUUUUAAAAGCAAACACAAAUUUAUAGUUAUUUCCUGGUUGUCUCUUACGUAUUUUUAGUUACUCCACCUCCUGAUCUUUUGUCAGACAAUUUUGCAACAGAUAAUGCAAUUAAUUCUAGUUAUUCCUCUUUUUCAAGUGUUUCUAUUUUCUUCGCGGUCUAACGCAAAUAUUCAGACCUGUUAGUUUCAUACGAACGAGAAACUGAAUUUUCAUCUCUUUAUUGGCUAUUCAUCGAAUGAAAAAUCCCAUCGGUCGAUACAUCUAUUCUACUCGUAACUUCUAUUCUUCGAUCGUAUCUAUCGACAUGUCCAUUGAGUAAGACCACACAAUUGGCUUUUUACGAUAGCAAAUUACGAUUCAAGGAUUAUUCAAGAGCUUCUCGGAAAUCGCGAAUCUUCUCUUCUUCCGUUCGUACUAACGAACGUAACGAAGCGAACACGAGACUUUCUUCCUCUGUCAGGAUAGCUGUUCGCCUUGAGAGGCUGACGGUCUCUGACCUCGCAUUCUCAUGGUGCGUCGACUCUCAUCGGACACUGUCGAUAAUUUGCGUUAAAAGGAAGACAUUAGGUAACAGAGGUACCGACUUUGAAAAUGCCCCUGCGAAACGUCGUUGUCUCUUUUUGUAACGAAAAAUAAAUGGACCAUCUUGUACGGUUUCUAUCGAACGAUCUUCGUGGAUUAAAGUUGAAUCGUUCUUUAAUUCGACGAUAUGUUUGGAAUUGGAAAAACUUGACUUUUUAAAAAACGAAA
Molecule: messenger RNA, 3565 nt
Organism: Bombus impatiens (common eastern bumble bee)
Lineage: Eukaryota; Metazoa; Arthropoda; Insecta; Hymenoptera; Apidae
Gene: Jhbp16
Exons: 4
Coding region: 1202-1942 (246 amino acids)
Source: RefSeq, a predicted model, not a curated record